Messenger RNA from Elaeis guineensis (African oil palm), 3771 nucleotides. RefSeq lists its product as uncharacterized. Lineage: Eukaryota; Viridiplantae; Streptophyta; Magnoliopsida; Arecales; Arecaceae. Gene Ontology annotation, cellular component: nuclear pore. The record is from RefSeq and is a predicted model, not a curated record.
UUCGCGUUCUUUCUUUACUCUUUAGAAGAAGCGGCCGCAGUUCACCGUCUCGCCAGCUUGGAGGAAUUCUUCAACGCGAUGGUGAGAGCUGGAGAGAUCGAGACUGAGAUUCUCUCCAAUGCCUCAUGCCAUCGAUUGCUAGUCGAGGGUUUCAUGCGAGGAGGCAUCCGGAUCUGAACCCAUUGUCAAAAUAAAGGGCGCAAGGUGAUCCGGUCUAUCAACCAUGGUGUUGGGUCUGAGAUCCAAGAACAAGAAAGGCGCCUCGGUUCAUGUGGAUUAUAUCAUCCAUAUCCAAGAAAUAAAGCCAUGGCCCCCAUCCCAAUCCUUGAAGUCCGUUCGCUCUGUAGUCCUUCAAUGGGAGAACGGGGACAACAGUUCUGGGUCCACCAACCCCAUUACCCCAUCCCUUGGAGUGACUGCUGCUGAAGGCAAGAUUGAAUUCAACGAGUCCUUCAAGCUCCAAGCCAGCUUGUUGAGAGAGGGUUCAGCAAAGGGCAAUGGCAUGAGCACGUUUCAGAAGAAUGUGCUUGAAUUUAACAUGUAUGAGCCCAGGAGGGAUAAGACAGUAAAGGGGCAGCAUUUAGGGAGUGUAGUAAUUGAUUUGGCAGAGCAUGGUAUGAUCAAAGAAACAGUGAGUGUCAGCAUUCCAGUGAACUGCAAGAGAAGCUUUAGAAACACGGUACAGCCAUUGCUUUAUGUGAAUAUUCAGCCAUUUCAAAAGGAGAACAGGAGCUCUUCAUCUGGAGAAAGCCUGUCAAAGGAGGCCUCAUUAGAUAAGGAUGGUAGGGAGUCGGUGUCAGCCUUGAUGAACGAGGAGUAUGCUGAGGAAGCUGAGAUAGCCUCCUUCACUGAUGAUGAUGUCUCAUCCCAUUCGUCACUUGCUUGCUCGUCUUCAGCCCUGGAGGCAAAUGCACAUUUGCCAGUUCAAACUAGUACUGCAGAACAACAGCAUCAUGAGAACACAUUAGACGCAGCAGAUGAGCAUGGGGUAGGUGCUUUAGAAGCUGACUUACCUUUGCAAUCUGUACCUGUGAAAGAUGAGUUGAGACCGGUAACCACAGGAAUUAACCUAAAUGGUGCUGUCAGCAAUCAGAAUGAGAGGUCCCAAGAAUCAUCACUGGAAGAUUUACCCAGGGACUCUGGGAGCUUGGUUAAUGGCAAUGCAUCUUUCUCUACUCCUCAGACAAGUUCGCUACUCAUACUGGAGAAGUCAGACACCUCUAGCACACCUUCUUCAUCACCUCUGAUGCCCGAAAGUACAGAGGAAGAUAUCAUAUCUGGAAAGGAUAAUGAAAGUGCCCUGUGGAAUGAUAAAGCUGAGGAAGUUCAAGAAAAGAUGGUAGACUUCAGCGGCAAAGAAAACAUUGUAGAAAACCUUGUAAAGAAAGAAAGCACUAUUGCAAUCACAGACAAAAUUGAAUCUGCAGAUACUGAUUUCCAGGAGAAGCUGAACCCUGUAACUAAUAGCGAACCUGAGCAAAAUGUUAACAAGGAUGGGGUAUCUCAAGAAAGUCAAAAUGGGUCCAUAGAGGUUUCAAAUAGUCAUGCUGCAGAUUAUAGGUUUGUGGAGGAAAGCACUGGAAAAAAGAUAGAAAACGGAUUAGAAGAGAAAACCAAACAAGUCCAGAACCAUUCAGUUGAAAAUGAUUGCUUGAUUGAUAGCCCUGAUAAUUUCUCUAAUGCAUCAGUUGCAACAGUGCAAAAAACUCCAGCCAUUCAGCAGCACAAUUAUCUGCAAAGUUCUCGCAAAACAUCAUUUACUUCUGAUCUAGCUGUAUCUAAUUGGAGAGGUUUUGGUGAAAGGGGUAAUGGAAACUUAACAAAUGAUAGACUAAAGAGUAUGAAAUUAUCUGUGAGAUCACCUCCAGACUCGAGAGGAACCAUAACAUAUGGACCCAAUGAUGAAGAUGUGAAGGAAGUUGAUGUUCAAGAGGAUGUAUGUAAUGGCAUAAACUCUGCUACAGAUGAUGGAACAGAUGAUCAGGAAAGUACUAGCUCAAGCUCAGAUAAAGUAAGACACAUUUCUAGAAUUAGCAGGAAUGGCUUUUCUAAUAACAAAGUUCGAGAAUUGGAGCUUAGAGUUGAGUUGCUUGAAGGGGAGUUAAGGGAAGCUGCUGCUAUUGAGAUGGGUCUUUACUCUAUUGUAGCAGAGCAUGGAAGCUCUUCACAGAAGGUGCAUACUCCAGCUCGACGUCUUUCAAGGUUAUAUAUUCACGCUUCAAAACAGUGGUCACGAGAAAAGCAGGCAAGUGCAGCUAGAAGCGCUGUCUCCGGACUAGUUGUUGCUGCAAAAGCAUGUGGAAAUGAUGUCCCAAGGUUGACUUUCUGGUUGUCAAACUCAGUUGUGCUUAGAGCUAUUAUCACUAGAACAAUUAAGAGUUCCGACAUCCCCAAACCUUUUGGCCCUUACUCUACAGAACAUAGUUCCAUAAUGGUGCGGAAGAAAAAUUCUUCUCCAUUGAAAUGGGAAUCCAUAUCCCGCAAGAAGGAAAAGCUCUCUAUCACUGAAGAGUUUGAUGACUGGGAAGAUCCAGACACGUUCACAUCUGCACUAGAAAAGAUUGAAACCUGGAUAUUUUCUCGAAUCGUUGAGUCUGUGUGGUGGCAGACUUUGACCCCGCACAUGCAGUCCGCCAGUGUGAAUCACGAACUUAAGAGAGGUUCAAAGAAAAGUUAUGAAAAGACACCGAGCAGAAGUGAUUGUCAACAGGCAAACUCAUCAAUUGGAAUUUGGAAGAAAGCUUUUAAAGAUGCCUCUGAAAGACUUUGUCCUGUUAGGGCAGGAGGUCAUGAGUGUGGAUGCUUGCCUAUGCUGGCUAGAUUGGUCAUGGAGCAUUGUGUGGCAAGACUUGAUGUGGCUAUGUUCAAUGCUAUCUUACGUGAGUCAGAUGAUGAGAUUCCCACUGACCCGGUGUCUGAUCCAAUUAGUGAUCCUAAGGUUCUACCUAUUCCAUCUGGCAAAUCAAGCUUUGGUUCUGGUGCUCAACUGAAAAAUGCUAUUGGCAACUGGUCUAGAUGGCUAACUGACCUAUUUGGUAUGGAUGUGGAUGACACUCCUCAAAAUGAGGACAAGCAAGAUGAUGAUAGACUUGAUGUUGCAGCAUCCUUCAAGUCUUUCCAUCUCCUGAAUGCAUUGAGUGAUCUUCUAAUGCUUCCAAAAGACAUGCUUUUGGAAAAAUCUAUCAGGAAAGAGGUUUGUCCAACAUUCAGUGCAUCAAUGAUCAAGCGGAUCCUCGACAGCUUCCUACCUGAUGAAUUCUGCCCAGAUCCAAUACCAGAAGUUGUGCUCAAAGCACUGGAUUCUGAGGAUCCUCUGGAGAGCGACGAGGAGAGAAUAAGAAAUGCCCCAUGCAAUGCAUCUCCAAUCAUUUACUCUCCACCUUCAGUUGCUUCAGUGGAGAGCAUUAUAGGAGAUGUUCAAGGUGCACCACUUCUAAGGAGGAGUGGGUCAUCUGUGGUUCGUAAAUGCCACACAAGCGAUGAUGAGCUUGAUGAACUAGAUUCACCUCUAGCUUCAAUUCUCAUUGAUAAGUUGUCUGCUCCAACUACCAAACGAAAGGACCACAGUUAUGCAAAUGCUGUCAGGUACCAGCUGCUCCGUGAGGUGUGGAGAGAUGAUUAGCCACCAUAAUUGUUAUAAUUCGUUCUAUUUUUUCCCUUCUUUCGAUAUAUAUAAUUUCCAGAAAAAACUUCAGCACUUGUGUAAUCUGUAUUUUGAUCCAUGUGAGUUGCAGUGAAAUAAAUAUUUUGUUCUGAGUUUGUGCCUACAAA